Molecule: messenger RNA, 1880 nt
Organism: Episyrphus balteatus (marmalade hoverfly)
Lineage: Eukaryota; Metazoa; Arthropoda; Insecta; Diptera; Syrphidae
Product: phosphatidylserine lipase ABHD16A
Exons: 11
Coding region: 147-1727 (526 amino acids)
Biological process (GO): phosphatidylserine catabolic process; monoacylglycerol catabolic process
Cellular component (GO): endomembrane system
Molecular function (GO): glycerophospholipase activity; monoacylglycerol lipase activity
Source: RefSeq, a predicted model, not a curated record
UUUUGAGAAAAGAAAAGGGAAAGCAAAAUAGGUAGACGACGAGGAAACUAGUGGUUUUUUGCGGAAGAUCGAACUAAAAAAUAAAUAAUUUUUCAUUCAAAAAUUACAAAAAAAAAGUAAAUCAUCUUCCCAACAAAAUUGACAAAAUGACUAUCUUAAGUUAUGUUUUUGCACCAAAAUUAUUUAUGGAAUAUGGAAUGGGUUCUCUUCAGAAAAUGUACGAACCUGGAGGCUUGGAAAAAUUCGGAGAUCAAAUUCUUUCUACUCUUUCCAUGAUGUGGAACAUUGGAUAUUAUUCAUCACCACUUAUCGUUACAUUCCUGUAUCGUCGUGGUUAUCUUGUUGCCGAUUCAAUUUCUUCAUUGGCUAAAUUCACUACAAGUAUUGGUAUCAUUGUAGUUUUGUCCAUGUGCAUGCGAGGCAUUGGCAGGUCACAGUCUCGUUCGUACAAUAAAUUGGUCAAAGCACUGGAACAAGCUAAAUCAUCAAAUAAUUCGGAAGAUGCCAAAAAAUCGUUGAGAUUAUUUGAUUUUGACUUUAAACAUUGGACUGUUGAUUUUGAUGUUCUUAAUCUUCAAUAUGGUGAUGAUGGUAAGAAAAUAUCAACAGCUGCCUCAAAGAGGGCUCCACGUCAGAAGCCUUUUUGGUUUUCAUCUUUGCCCUGUGAAAUUGCAGCUUAUAUUGCAAUUCAUACUUUCGGCAUAAGGAUGAUCUAUCCUGGUUCAGUUAAGCUAUUGCAAAGCUAUUUGAGGCCAAUGUUAGUUGCUGGUCGGGCAAAACUUAUCGAAGAGGAACAUGGAAUGCGUUACAAGGUUAAAACUGUAGAUCGCAAUGACAUUGAUACUGUAUUUGUAGAUAAUCGUAAUAAGAGUACAAAUGGCAAGACCAUUGUUAUAUGCUCGGAAGGAAAUGCUGGAUUUUAUGAAAUUGGCAUUAUGGCUACACCAUUGUCACUUAAAUAUUCAGUUUUGGGUUGGAAUCAUCCUGGCUUUGAAGGAAGCACUGGACAACCUUUCCCUGAACAAGACAAAAAUGCCAUCGAUGCAGUUGUUCAAUUUGCUAUACAUAAAUUGGGAUUCGCUGUUGAAAAUAUUUUAUUCUUUGGCUGGAGCAUUGGUGGAUACAGUUCGAUUUAUGCCGCUACUCAGUACCCAGAGAUUAAAGGAAUCAUUUUGGAUGCUACAUUUGAUGAUGUGCUACACCUUGCUACACCCCGCAUGCCUGCUAGUCUUUCAGGUAUUGUAAGACUUGCCAUUCGAGAAUAUGUUAAUUUGCAUAAUUCUGAAAUGUUAAUGGAUUACGGUGGUCCAGUUUUACUUAUUCGUCGUACUGAAGACGAAAUUAUUGCAGAAGACAAUCGCAUUGAGACAAAUCGUGGAAACUUCUUACUUCUUGGUUUAUUAAAAUAUCGUUAUCCAAAUAUCUUUCAAUCCCAACAAUUAACCAGGGUUAAGAAUUUACUAACAAAACCUAUUGAUUCAAAUGCCAAUGCGAGUAAUGAUGAUGUAUGUAUGAGUCGUUUAAUAACCUACGCUUCUGAUAAGGGAAAAACUUUUCCCAUGGCAAUUGGUGAAGAUUACAGUGCCGAAGUCCGUACUCAAAUGGCUGAAUUUUUGUUGAAAAAGCAUUUCCGAGAUUACAAAUCAACACAUUGCACACCUCUACCCGAUGAUUACUUUACCAUUCCAUGGGACAUUCCUACUGAAAAUGGGUUUGUCUUUACCUAAACUCUAUACUGUCCAAGAAUAUAUAAAUAUUGAACUUACAAAAUGAACAUUUAAAAUGGGCUGGAUACACAUAAAAAAGUGUUUGUUUGGGCACUUUACAAAAAAAUGAUUAUUUAUUUAGAUAUAGAAAAAAAAACCUUAAAUAAAAUACAA